AUGAAUUCAGCAAUUAGGCUGGUGGUGGAGAUCAACUCGCAGGUGGCAUUGUUUCGUGACCUGCUCAUCUGCGUGGGGCAGAGUCGGGACGGACCUGAACUGAGAGAGAGGAUACGGAAAGUGAGGCGGCAGUGCGUGGAUACCUGCAAGCACGCCUCGAGCCUCCUCCUGCCCUCCAUCAAGAAUGACGUGGCUGAGGGUAUCCCCGUCGACAACCAGAACUUCGUGCACCUCUUCUCCUGCACGCAGCUCAUGUCAAGGGAACUGAGGAAGUGCAAACGCCUCGUCCAGACCAUGCCUGUUGACAUGACGGAGUACUACGAGAACAAGCCAGGACCCUCGGGAAUGGGAGGACUCGGCAUCAUCUCUCAGCUGCUCCUGUGCAAGACGCUACAGCCAGACUUCCAGCAGGAGGAGAUUUGUAGCAUCGAGAAGGACAGCGACGAGAUUAUGGCCAUUCUGAAGGAGAUGCAGGAAUAUAUGCCCCAGGAGGACGCAGGCACCCGGAACCUGGCGCUCACCGGAGAGGACAUGUUCAGUAUCUGGGAGCAAAAAAGAGAACCCGCCGAUCAUUGUAUAGCAACAAGAGUUUCUUUGUGUUGUACGAGUAAACCCGCCUACUUGUAAUGUCCCAGAGUCUAGUUCUCCCAUCACUCCGCCGCUACCACCUCCACGACCAUCACCAACACCAGCACCAUCACUACGCCCCUAAAACCCAUCCCUUACACUUCCUAAAGUCACCCACACAUCCACCACAACACUUACCUUCCCUCACACCUCCACUAACCACAACAUUCACAUCCAUAACAACCUCUGACAUCACCACCGCUACUUCUACCACGAAACUGACAUCACUUUAGCCUUACCUCUACCGGCGAUAUCAAUAACAGCAUCAAAAUCUUCACUAACAACCCUACACUACAUCAUCAUUAUCAAUACACCAAUUAUUCGUACAACAUGUUUAGUACACCACGAGAAUCAAAGACUAUUUAAGGUCACAAUAACUGCUUCUUCUUUCUCCUGCUGCCACUAAAACCUCUGCUGUUAGACCAAGUACCAAGUAGUGCUUCGGUCUGUUCGAAGCCACCGUGAUACCACUGUACUCCUACCAUUCAAUUGUCAUCUUGGUCAAAUUUUAUCCAUUCCUUUCAGUUUUGCGUAAUGGUAUAUUUUGACUAUCAUCCUUGCAACUGUGACCGUGAGAAAAAAAAAUCAAUAUUACCAUACAUUAUAUUGCUCAAAAGAGAAAUGAAGAGGAGCAAAGAGCAGUAGAACCAUCGGCUUUUGCAAGGCUGUGAUAAGAUGACCUACGUAAUCUGAAAUAAGAGACAUGGGAUAGUAAAGACGAAGACUUCUGCCACUCUUUGAAAAAAAAAAAAGAAGUUCAUAAUCACGCCAACGACUGGAUCUAAUCAUAGAUUUUCUUUCCCAAACACUUACACUAGACAACCCAGCUGUUACCUCCAUUAUCUGCAACUUAUAGCCCAUUAGACACCACUACAUCACAACUCUCACAAGUAGAAACCUAAGCACCACAACACCUCCCAUGCCCUCCCCCACGCCCUUCACCCCCAUAACCACACUGCCCUGGAUCAUCACCACAUCACCAUCGACAUCCAAAGCAGUAUCUUCAAGCCCACACUUUAAAAGUACAACACCAAACCCUACCAAGAUGACCCAAGGACUUCACCCUCCUCCUGCAACACCCUGUCAAGACAAGCAGAGGACGACCACCACGACUGCGGUCACACCCACAGUUGCCACCACGACCAACCAGUAAGACGACCAUCAGCUCUCCUCCGCAGCCUGAAUAAACCAGAGGAUCUCAAGCGUUCUUAGUUGAAAUAAAAGUGAGCUUUCCGUGAAUUCUCUGAUUGCAUUCUAAUCUGAAAUGUGAAAUCUCCAGGGACAACAUUCUCUCUCAUCGUCUCAGUUUCUUCCGAUCUCUCCAAUUACUCCUCCGCUAUCUCUAAGCUCUAACUUUAAUGAAAUGUAUUAUUUCACUCAAUCUCUAGUCUUCCUCAAAUACUCAUCCACUAUUUUCCAGAUUCCAUUUUUAUGGAUUACAUUUUUUUUUUUUUCCAAUUUUGUUAAGCUUCCUACAUUCUUGUUUUAUAUUGCUGAUUUUGUGUACGUUUGUGUUCAUUUUUUCUUCUCC
This is a messenger RNA of Scylla paramamosain (green mud crab), 2158 nucleotides long. RefSeq lists its product as uncharacterized. Gene Ontology annotation, cellular component: neuron projection. Lineage: Eukaryota; Metazoa; Arthropoda; Malacostraca; Decapoda; Portunidae. Gene Ontology annotation, biological process: G protein-coupled receptor signaling pathway. The record is from RefSeq and is a predicted model, not a curated record.